Rhopalosiphum maidis (corn leaf aphid) is the source of this 1620-nucleotide messenger RNA. RefSeq names its product juvenile hormone acid O-methyltransferase-like. Lineage: Eukaryota; Metazoa; Arthropoda; Insecta; Hemiptera; Aphididae. The coding region runs from base 671 to 1474 and encodes 267 amino acids. The record is from RefSeq and is a predicted model, not a curated record. The transcript is spliced from 6 exons.
GUUUGACACAGCGUCCAGCGUUACUACCUGUUCGAACCAGUGUCGCGUCAAGAAAUCCUGCGUCAAUAUGCCAAAUAAUAGCAAAUGUUCGAUUUCCUCAACAGCUAGAGAACAAAGCUUUUAUUGUCUCGUGGAAAGUAAAAAUUUAUUUUCGAUAGUGCAUAUAAAAAACGCAUAGAUAGUUUUUAAUGAUAAUAAUUGGAGAAAUAAAUUCGAAGAAGUAGGAAUAUCAAGUAUAUAUUAUUUUAUAAUUUAUUCUUUGUCCUCGCUGACCUCACUUUACAUUUGUAUAGGUGAUAACUGUAAGAAAAGCUUGUAGAAUAUUCGAUAUAUAUAUAUAUAUAUGAAAUAGAAAAAGAAACUUCCGACAAGAUCAACCGCUCCGUAUAAAAAAAAAUGAAAUAUAAUGAAACUAUUAUUUUUGGACACUAUCGAAUACAAAAGAAGUACUAUAUCAAAAUAAAUAUGGACAAAACUAGUGUCAGUAUGCAAAAGCAUCUACCACAGACUAAAUCGGACCAGAAGAUAGGGGAAACAUUCAAAACGAUAAAGAAUAUAGCUAUAGCAAUAAAUUGUGUAAUAAUAUUUUCAAGAUUUUUCGAUGAGAAACUUAUUUUCCAUAACCACAAAAAUUGAUGGCUAAUAUUAUUGGUUGGCUAAUACGAGUAUAAUGUUUUUACCUUCGAAGCAGUAUAUUAAAAAUAAUAGUCUUCAACGGAAAAAUGCCGAGGAUACCUGUAAUACAUAUAUACAAAGAAUGGUUUGGAAAUCUAAUGAAAUAAUUUUAGACAUAGGAUGUGGACCAGGCGAUGUAACCUCAGAUAUACUUUAUCCUUUAUUAAUGAAGAAUAUCAAUCAGUUGAUUGGUGUUGAUAAAUCAAUAGAAAUGGUAGAAUAUGCUAAAAAAACAUAUGAAUGCUCUAAGAUGGGCUUCGAAGUUCUGGAUAUUGAAAAUGUCAAUGACUGUUCUUUUUAUUCGAAUAGAUUUAACAAAAUAUUUUCAUUUUUCUGCUUUCAUUGGAUUCAUAAUAAACCUGAUACCUUGUGUAAUCUACAUUUAAUGUUGAAAAAUGGUGGAGAAAUGUUGAUUAACUUCUUGUUAAUCAAUCCGUUUGCUGAAUUGUAUACAUCUUUGGAUGCAGAAUGGCAAAAAUAUGUUAAAGAUAUAAAAAAAAUGUUCCAUAAUUUGUACUCACAAGAUGAAAUAAGAGAUAUUUUUAUCAAGGCUGGAUUUCGAGUUAUUAAUUUAGAAUCAAGUAUCAAAAAAUAUUCAUUUUCAGACCUUCCAACCUUUUUAAAUUAUAUUAAAGCUGUUGACGAUAUGUACACUUUAUUGCCAGAGCAGUCACAUAACAGAUACUUCGUACAUGUUAAAGAAAAGCUAUGUAAGACACAAGCAGUUGAAAUAUGUCCAAUUACAGGAAUGAUUACUUUUUCAUAUACACCUAUUACUGUGCAUGCGAUCAAAGAUUAAAAUAUAAAGUAGAAUAUUUAAUAUUGUAAUACUUGUGGUUAUUUUGUGAUUGGGUUUUAUUAAAUAAUUAGAAUAAUAAAUAAAAUACAUUUAUUUACGUUAAGAGUAUUUCUUAAGUACACUUUUUUAUAAAAUUCAGUGGCAGU